Thermothelomyces thermophilus ATCC 42464 is the source of this 991-nucleotide messenger RNA. RefSeq names its product carbohydrate-binding module family 52 protein. NCBI's taxonomy places the organism in Eukaryota, Fungi, Ascomycota, Sordariomycetes, Sordariales, Chaetomiaceae. The coding region runs from base 121 to 864 and encodes 247 amino acids. The record is from RefSeq and is a predicted model, not a curated record. Gene Ontology annotation, molecular function: carbohydrate binding. The transcript has 2 exons.
AACUCCGAUUCUUCCAGUGUUUGUCGGCACUCGCCAAGCUGUUCUUCAUAUUUGUGCUGCUCGGUGCCGCGCUUCAACUACUACCACUGAUUCAGCUCACCGGGGCGCACAACACUCAGCAUGCAUCGUUUCUCGUUGGUUGCUACCGCCUUGCUUGGACUGACCAAGGGGGUCUUGGGUGACACAGAGACCUGUGGUCAGGUACCGUAUGACCCCUCGAAGUACGUCUGCUGGGACAAUGAGUUCCUCUGCCCUAUCACGGCGGGUGAACCGCUGUCCUACUGCGCCGGUGCAUGCUACAGCAAGUUCAUGUACACGUGCACAAACAACGUCCUGACUCUCCUCCCGCCUGUCGAGACCCCGUUUACGCUCACGGCCGACAACCCGAACCUUCCCAUCCACGGCAAGCCUGUUACCGCUGCCAACCAGCACUGGGUAGUAAACGGCGAAACCGCUAGCUACUGCCCCGACCAAGUCGGCGACGCCUGCCCGCCCGGCAACGAGACCGUCAUCGUUUCCGGGGGCGGGACUGUUUCCAUGAGCGUCAUGGUUCCCGGCGGGCAGCAGGCCUACCUUGACCCGUACUGGAACAUGGGCUAUACCCAGGCUCACUCGGCCUACAUCCCCCCCGGAAGCAUUACGACGGGCUUUGGCGCUUACCAGGGUGGUGGCUUCGUCAACCUCAACGGCAACGGCUGGGGCUGGGCUGCCUGCCCCCCAAGGGCUUCCGGCGGCGGCGGUCCGGCCUGGAACCUGGUCGCGAGAAAUGAUACGAAUGCAGAGCGAUACAAGGAUUGCUCGCCCAUCAACCUCAAGAUUCACUCCCUACCGAGCGGCACCGUGGGCGCCUGGCAGUAUACAUAAGAGUUAAUGAGUAAUGCUCAUCAUGCCAAGCCCUGCGGGCGUUGGGUUUUGGGAGAUAAAACUUUACACUCUGUAGAUAUUCGAGUAGGAUGCAAUACACGUAAGCAGGCUACAGGAGCGUGCUUCU